CUGUUGCUGACCCCUGACGUGACCCUGCAGGAUUGCAAACAUGGCGGAGUCCUCCCUUGGGAAUUCGAGCCCAGGGGGUUCAGCAGGUUCCGAUGACCAUGACUUUGACCCAUCAGCAGACAUGCUUGUCCAUGACUUUGAUGAUGAACGCACAAUGGAAGAAGAGGAAAUGUUGGAGGCAACAGAUGAGACCAACGUCAAUGAGAUUGAAGAUCUUGCUCGUGAAGGGGAGAUGCCCAUUCAUGAGCUCCUGAGUCUGUAUGGUUAUGGCGGUGCUUCACCUGCAGAUGAGGAUGAAGAGGAAGAUGAAGAACAGGAGGAAGAGGACGAAGAGGAGGAUGAAGAUGAUGAGCUGGACAACGAUGAAAGCAGCAAAGGCAUUAACGAGCUAAAAAGGAACGAGGAGGAGCGAGUGAAGAACUCAACAGCACAGGCGGAUGAAGCCCCGGCAACCACCGAGGGACGUACACGUUCUGUUCGAACCCUUGGCACCGCAGAACUGAUUCGUUCACAGAAACUCAAGUACUUUGAAAGUAAUAACGAUGCGGAGGAAGAGUCAGAAGAAGAUGAGGAUUAUGUUCCAUCUGAAGACUGGAAAAAGGAGAUAAUGGUGGGGUCCAUGUAUCAAGCAGAAACCCCCGUUGGCCUUUGUAAAUAUAAAGACAAUGAAAAAGUUUAUGAAAAUGAUGACCAACUGUUGUGGAACCCCGAGUGUCUACCUGAAAGCAAAGUAGUGGAGUUCUUAAUAGAAGCAUCUCGGCGAACGGGUGAGGAGAAGGGAGUGGAUGCCAUCCCAGAAGGAUCCCACAUCAAGGACAACGAACAGGCAUUAUAUGAACUGGUGAAAUGUGACUUUGACACAGAAGAAGCUUUAAGGAGGCUUAGGUUUAAUGUAAAAGCAGCCAGGGAGGAACUUUCUGUCUGGACUGAGGAGGAAUGUAGAAAUUUUGAGCAAGGACUAAAAUCCUAUGGCAAAGAUUUCCAUUUAAUACAGGCCAACAAGGUGAGAACUAGGUCUGUAGGAGAAUGUGUGGCCUUUUAUUACAUGUGGAAGAAGUCUGAGCGUUAUGAUUUCUUUGCACAGCAAACCAGACUUGGAAAAAGGAAAUACAACCUUCACCCUGGUGUCACAGACUACAUGGACAGGUUGCUGGACGAGACCGAGAGUGCUGCCUCGAGCAGGGCGGCGUCGCCCCCUCCCACCACGUCCAGCAGCAGCGCUAGCCACUCAGAGAAGGAAGACAGCAGCAGUCACAAUGGUAUCGCAGGCCACAGUUCCAGCCAUCUGGGCGAUGGUGUACACAUAGUCCCAGCAAACCAAGUCAAACCGGAACCCCUCCAGUCCAACGGUCCCUCGGGUGACGCCCCACUCCCCACACCGGACAACAACUCCAACGGCUGCAGCCACCCCAGCUCACCCAGACACGAGCGAAACGGUUCCCCAGAACCUCCUGCAGACCAAAGAGAUGCAGACAUGACGCACGACAGGCCGGCCAAGAGGUUGAAGAUGGAGGCAGAGCCUUUGGCCCAAAGUGAAGUGGAACCUUCUAGAACACAAGAGAACUGAAGGCCCCCAAAAGUUCUGCUAUGUGGACUCAUGUGGAUGUUGAUUUUCUUGGCCACCACUUUCCCUGCUAACGGACCUGGAAGCAGGACAUGAGGGAAGUGUUGAUUCUCCCGAGAGGGAGGACGCCAUGACUGACAAAGUCAUAGGUCACUGAAAAUCAACAGGAGACCCGUCUCUCUCGAGCCCAUCCAUGUAGCAACUGUCUGAAAAGCUCCAACCUUGUACUCAUUGUCUGUAAGUACUUGACUGACUGACAUUUGCCAAGAAUCUCUCCUGUUUUUUUUUGGAUUUGUACUCAAAGGGAAAAAAAUACAAUUCCCAUUAAUAUUUUUGUACACAAGAUAUUUAUAUUUUUUAACAAAGUCUAUGAUGGGUAUUUGCCUUUCAAGCCAUUUGAACGUUUGUGAACACCGGAGCAGGUUUUUAAGGACUUAGGUUUCUGAGGACACACACACACACACACACACACACACACACACACACACACAGCCGGUGAUGUUGCCGGCUCACUUUAGUUGCACUUUGAUUGUACAUUUCUGUGGUAAAUGAUACGAAGCAGCAGCAGAACGACAUUUUCCACACGACAAAGCCGUGUGCUCCAGUCUGAGAAAUAAACCACUGCAGGUUUGUUUGUGUCCAGCAGCUGACAUCAGUGAUGUCCUGUAUUGUAACGCAUGUACAAGAUGGCUGUAUUUUUGGAUUUUUCAUAAUCUGCUUCUUUUGGCUUUACUUGUUCUUUUUACAGAAAACACAAAGUUGGAGAUUUUUAAAGCUUUGUAUAGAUUUCUUAACAUCCAUUGGUACAUUUAAAAAAAAAAAAAAGAAUCAUGUAUUUUCUGUUCUUUCUUAAGCCUGUGUUGCUUGGAAACGUCAUUUAAAAAGUAGCCAUUCCAUUGUUUCCCAUGUCUUCACUUUUUAGUCCUUCAGAUAAGAAACUUCUUGCAUCACAAUUUUAGGCUCAUACGCACCAAGAAUGAAUCAACGCUCGAUUGUCUUGAAGUUGACACACCGGGAUGAUAAAAAAAAAACAAAACCCUGGUCAGGUAGCCUCCAAAUCUUCAAGAUUUCUUUCACUGCACUCCAGCUGAAGAUGCUUUUGACUCAAAGACCAUCAACUCACCUUGACUCUUGGGGUUUUUUUGGGUCCUUUUUUUGGAGUGAUGUUUUGCUUUUUCCCUUCUGUAAAUGGCUCCUAAAUAAAAUCUGUAUCCCAAGACUGCAUAAAUAAAAUAAUUGGAUAUAUUUAAUACAAAGACACAACACUUAGAAGUUCCGAUCAUAUCAAUUUAAAAGCACUUUGUAAUAAAGAUUAAAAAAAAAAAAAAAA
This is a messenger RNA of Dunckerocampus dactyliophorus (ringed pipefish), 2894 nucleotides long. RefSeq names its product mesoderm induction early response protein 1-like. Gene Ontology annotation, cellular component: nucleoplasm. Gene Ontology annotation, molecular function: histone deacetylase binding; transcription corepressor activity. The record is from RefSeq and is a predicted model, not a curated record. NCBI's taxonomy places the organism in Eukaryota, Metazoa, Chordata, Actinopteri, Syngnathiformes, Syngnathidae. Bases 41 to 1567 code for a protein of 508 amino acids. Gene Ontology annotation, biological process: negative regulation of transcription by RNA polymerase II. The transcript has 13 exons.